Messenger RNA from Etheostoma spectabile (orangethroat darter), 3575 nucleotides. It is a transcript of the gene tril, whose product is annotated as TLR4 interactor with leucine-rich repeats. The transcript has a single exon. The record is from RefSeq and is a predicted model, not a curated record. Gene Ontology annotation, molecular function: protein binding. The coding region runs from base 327 to 2831 and encodes 834 amino acids. NCBI's taxonomy places the organism in Eukaryota, Metazoa, Chordata, Actinopteri, Perciformes, Percidae.
GUGUGUGUGAGCACGCUCUGCGCCUGAACUCUGUAAUUCGCAGCAGAUGACCACUUGGGGGGAUGGAGGCGUUGUUGGGGUGGUGAGCGCUCCCUUCAGACAGCAUGAGAGCGCACUGCAUGAAUUAAUUUGCUUUAUGGAAGAUGCUGCUAAGUGAUGGAUCCGCGUGCUUGAUGUGUUUAGCACUUUUCUCUCCACUUUUCAUGGCAACAAGUGGAUUAUGGACGAGUCGAUCUCCAGCGUGAGAGAGGAGAGGGGCGACUGCACCUGAACAACACAAAGCGAAUGCCGCAUCAGUCUCUGGCUGUGCCAGCCGCGCAGUGGGAAUGGAUACGGGCAAUUUCCUGGCUGGGACAUGCUUUCUCCUCCUGUCGCUCAAUGGGUUCAUGUCUUCUUCACCGAGCUUUUGUCCCGACCGCUGUGACUGCCAGCACCCGCAGCACCUCAUGUGCACCAACCGCGGGUUGCGCACUGUGCCCAAACCCAGCACGCGGGUACCAGAGGAAGUGCUGAUCUUCAGCCUUGGGGGUAACUUCAUUGUUAACAUAUCCGCUUUUGACUUCACACGGUACAGUAACCUCGUGAGGUUGAAUUUACAGUACAAUCAAAUACAAACUAUUCACCCAAAAGCAUUUGAGAAACUCUCCAAGUUGGAGGAGCUGUACUUGGGACACAAUCUUUUUUCAAAUAUACCCGCUGGGACUUUACAAUCCCUAAAAAAAUUAACUAUUCUCUGUGGAAAUAAUAAUGACAUUAAGAAUCUCACAUCGGAGCUCUUUGCCAACUUGGAUAAUCUUGUUAAAUUGCGUCUGGAUGGCAACUCAAUAGAAGUUCUGCAGGACUCUGUUUUUAAAAGUUUGACCAGCCUGCAUUAUCUCCAUCUGGAAUCCAACAAACUGCAGCAUAUUCACAAGAACGCUUUCUCUAAACUCACCAACCUGCGCUUUCUAAACCUGGCCCACAACAAGCAGUCGACCGUGCGCAAUGCCCUUAUUUUCUCCCAACUCAAAGCUCUGACAACAUUGCUUCUGUCUGAAAAUGAAAUCCAGUACGUUGGAAACCACGUCUUCCAAAAUCUAAAAAAGCUGUCCAAACUGUCCCUCAGCAACAACAGAAUCUCUCGCCUGGACAGCAGGGCUCUGAAGGGGCUUUCGAGCCUCAGAGAGCUUCUGAUUGACGGCAACGAGCUGGAGGAAAUCCCCGCCGGUCUCCUGGACUCUCUGGAGCGCAUCGAGGAGCUGGACUUCAGUCGCAACCGGAUUUCCACCGUGGACUCUUUGGCUUUUUCGCAACUUAAACAUCUGAGAGUGCUGAAGUUGAAGAACAACAUGCUCACCAGCCUUUCCGGGGACAUUUUUGCCCUCAACAACGUGCUUUACGACCUAGAUCUCCAUGGCAACAACUGGACGUGCGACUGUCGCCUGGAGGAGCUGAGAAGAUGGAUGACUGCUGCGCAUUCUCAGGGCAAACUACUGACUGUUUUUGUGCAAUGUCAUCACCCAGCAACUCUGAGGGGGAAAUAUUUGGACUAUGUGAACAGCUCCCAGCUGCAGCCCCUCGGGAACUGGACCCACUUGUGUAGGAGCCAAGCUGGGCCUGAGGAGAGCCGUGGAGGGAGGGUGUUGGUAAAAGUGGAGGGAAAACAAAAUGGAACAGUGGAUACAAUAAAGCAGAAGGAGAGAGGUGAAGGAGGCCAGGUGCAGGAGACAGAAGGUGUAGAUAUGAGACAUGAGAACGGGGAUGGAGUCAUUAUGAGGAAAGAAGGAGAGAAGAGGAAGAAAGAAGGACAGGAGGGGGUGGGAAUCCAGGGAGACCAAAGUGGUCUAGAGGUGGCAGAAUCCUCUUCUUCACCACAAAGAAAGAAACACUCAAAAAAGAAAGAGUCACUCAACCCAAGAUUACAACCUGCUGCUGAGGCUGCUGGGAAACGGGACAAAAGUAGGCAAAGGUCAGAUGUAAUUUACAGAACCGAUCCACCAGCUAUGUCCACACCAAGCCAUGCAGGAAACCAGGACAGGGACUCCACUGAUGCAAACACAGGGGUCAACACCACGACUCCAGUCCAGUCAGGAGAAAAGUUUGAUCUUCUGAGAUCGUCAGAUCAGGAGGAGGCUCUGCCUCUAGUCACAGAUCCUUGUGUGUUCAACCGCCGUUUCAUCACUAAUGUUUCAGUGGAUCAAGUGACAUCUAGUACUGUCACCAUCUACUGGCUCACCAGGGAUCAUCACCGCUACACACCAGGAUUUGGGCCGGGCCUAGAUGAGGUCCACUACCGGAUUCUUUUCGACCGCUUUGGCACUCCGGAUCGUUUCCCUCGCUAUGUUUACGCUCGUGGCACAGCUCGCUCCAUCACCCUUCGAGAACUCAGCUCAGAUGUGACCUACAUGGUCUGCGUGGAGGGAGUAGUCGGAGGAUCUGUUUGCCAAGUUGCACCCCGGGACCACUGCGCCGGGCUGGUCACUCUCCCCGAGGGCUUCAGCCAUGGAGGCGUGCUGACCUCUGACCUCCAGCUGGUGACGGUGGCCACGCUGGCCGGGAACGCCGUGCUGCUGCUUGUCAUCGGCGGGGUCUGGCUGGGGCGAAGCCUGAAGAGGAGGCUGCAGAGGAGGAAGACGGCCGUGCACGUGCGGCACAUGUACUCGACCAGGCGACCAUUUCGUUCUGCCGUGACGACCGCCUCGGUGUCAGCUGACUUCACAAGCUACCAAAGCAGCCGUCCGGCACGACUGGCACCUCUGGAGGAAGGGGACCUCAUUGAGUUCCCGUGUGACCGCUUUCUGGACAGCAACAGCGUUCGCAGAGACAGUGGCAUGCAGAGAUUCUCGGACUAGAGCCAUGCACAUUUCUUUUUUUAAAUGUUGACACUUUACAACAGAAACACAUAGCUUGUGAUGCAAACUUUGGUUUAGUCCCCUCUCUGCACACACACCACAGUAUCAUAUUAAAAACACGGGUGUGUUUGUGGCCGUGAACAGACAAAGUCAACAAUCCCACCAUUUUGUCUUUUAGUUACUCACUUGACUGCAAGAAAACUUUCAAAGCGACAAUAGAACAGCUGAGCUCAUUAGUGCCUCCUUUCAGACACCAGAGGAAGUCCAAUCCCUCUGACAUCCUCUUCCUGCUUUGGGCCUUUCCUCUUUCAUUUCCUUGCACCUGUGAGGGUUUGUAAAUGUGUGAUUUGUUGAUGUAUUGUGUGUACGCAUGAAAGAUUGCUCACUGAUUUCAACUACGGUGCUAAUGUUGAGUUCGUAGACAUUAUAUUGUCUCAUACAGUAUUUGUACAGUGUGUAAAGAUGGCUGCUGGUUGGCAGAAAACAAAAGGUUGUUUGGUAUCUAUCGCGUUUCAUAAUUUCGAUACGAAUUUGCAUUACAUGAAGAAGUAAAAUCCCCAACAAUGUGAUUCAUUUUUCAUUUGAGUGUUUAUGGAGGAUUUAACUCUACAAUAGAUGUUCCUCUCUUUGUGGCUUUCAAAUAUCUUUAACGUAAGCCACUGAUUAUGUAAAGUGAAAGGGGAUUGUAUUUCUAGAAAUGGGGGAAUAUAUGAAGAGUAUUCCUGAUAUACAUUUAUAUAUAUA